AUGCCACUGAUGAAAGGCCGUUGCGCGUGCGACGAAGUGCAGUACACCGUAUCGCUCGGCUCGGCCGACGAAGCGCGGACGUCGCUCUGCCACUGCUCGAGCUGCAAACGCGCCUUCGGCACCGACCACGGGCUCACCACCAAGGUGCCGGUCGAGUCGUACUCCUACACCAAGGGCGUGCCGAGGCAAUACACGCAGGAUAACGGUGUGGUGCGCGAGUUUUGUCGGACUUGCGGCACCUUCCUUUGCGAGUAUGGGGAGCAAGCUGCAGACAAGUUCCGCUACUUGGUAUGGGGCACGUUGGACGAGAAGGAGCGGGAUAUGGUGCCUCCCAAGGGGGAGUUCUUUUGCUCGCAGCGGGCGAAAUGGAUGCCGGAAAUUCCGGGGGUCUUCCAUAAGCAAGAAAUAAAGGAAUAA
Molecule: messenger RNA, 417 nt
Organism: Sodiomyces alkalinus F11
Lineage: Eukaryota; Fungi; Ascomycota; Sordariomycetes; Glomerellales; Plectosphaerellaceae
Exons: 2
Coding region: 1-417 (138 amino acids)
Molecular function (GO): carbon-sulfur lyase activity
Source: RefSeq, a predicted model, not a curated record